AUGUGGGACUCCCUUCCCUUUGUUUGGAUUGGUUUGGAAGUGCUUGGCCAGAUAUUGUACAAACAGGAGUCCCCCAAGUUCCCGAUUAAGGAGGUAUUUCUUGAUUGGGGACUUGUAGUUAUAAAUGCACUGGCCAAGCAAUGCUUCAGCUCCUUCUUCGCUUUCUUGUGUAUGCGUUAUCGGUGCAGAGUUGUUCAGUUAGUACUUGCCGAUCACCGAAGGUAA
Messenger RNA from Prunus armeniaca (apricot), 225 nucleotides. Lineage: Eukaryota; Viridiplantae; Streptophyta; Magnoliopsida; Rosales; Rosaceae. The record is from the annotation of a GenBank genome assembly.